This is a messenger RNA of Girardinichthys multiradiatus, 9181 nucleotides long. RefSeq names its product histone acetyltransferase KAT6A-like. The transcript has 8 exons. Bases 92 to 2902 code for a protein of 936 amino acids. Gene Ontology annotation, biological process: regulation of cell shape. Gene Ontology annotation, cellular component: cytoplasm; membrane. Lineage: Eukaryota; Metazoa; Chordata; Actinopteri; Cyprinodontiformes; Goodeidae. The record is from RefSeq and is a predicted model, not a curated record.
CCUCAGUAAUGCUGAGUACGCCGUGAGAGUGAGCUCUCCCUCUCAGAAACACUCUGCUGUUGGAGGACAGACAAGGCAAAAACCUAAUAUCAUGGAAGAGGCUGAGCUGCUGAAGGAGAGGCUACAGGCAAUAACGGACAAAAGAAGAAUCCAAGAAGACAUAGCCAAGAAAAGACGACAGAUUGAAGAAGAGAAAUUAAAACUCCAGUAUAUCAAGAAAAAAGCCUUGAGGAAUCAGUGGCUGAUGGAUGGGCUGAGUCAGCAGUCGGAGGAGGAACAGGAGGCCAUGAGGCUUCAGGCCCAAGAUGAGCAGCAGCAGAGUGAUCAGCUGCAGAGCAACAUCCUCAGAAUAGAAAAAGAGAUCGAGGAAUUGGAACAGAAAGAGCUUAGCAUCUCAUUCAAUGAAGAGAUAGUCCUGAAGCGGUUGAAAGAAGUGGAGAGGACACCUGAAGACAUUAUUAAGAAAGCUAUCUCAGUGGAUAAAGAGGCAGAUGAGGAAGUACUGAAAGAGCCUUGCAGCACAACUGAGAAUUACUUCAUCUCUGUCACCAUGGAAACAGCCGAACAAUCAAAGCUGGUGAUGGACUGUGGAAUGGAGGGGGCUGUGUCUGAUUCACCUGUGCAUGAAAUGGAUUUUAGCACUAGUGAUGAGCUUGUUGGCUUAAAGGCAGACUUAUCAGACUCUCAGGGAGCAAUAGUUAGCUCAUCAUUAAUCUAUGCUCCUACCAGCACAAGUCAGAUUGAUAACAGUACCUGCUUUGAAACUAGUCAUUGCACCCUGAUGCCCAUCAAGGAUGAAAAACAAAUAGAGCAAGUGCACGAGGAGCUCAAUAGGAAUGAGUCAAUCAACUCAUCUGUGUCAGACACCUUUUCCAGUGCUGACAGUGUUUAUGAGAAUGAGGCCCACCAUAAGAGGCUAGACCCACGAGAGCAAGAUCCUGAUGAGGAACAUGAGUCAGAGCAGUGUGUCGAGCCAGAAAAAGAGCCAGAACCAGAACAGUAUCCAGAGCCAAAGGAAGACUGUGGUAUGGUGAACAUGUCAGAGCAAGGAGCUGACCCAGAGACUAAGGAAGAUUUUGAAAUGCCAGAUUACUCUGAGCAUGAGCAAGACCUUCAACCCAAGCAAGACCCUGAGCAUGAGCAAUACUCUGAACUUGACCAAGAUCCUAAGCUGGAGUUGUAUGGAGAACUUGGACCUGAGGGAAGAGAUAUUAAUAAUUUAGACGAUGAUCAAAAUCUAGCAGAAUAUCCAGAUGAAGGUCCAGAGGCCGAUGAAAUCCUGUUUGAACAACCUUUUCAUGAAGAGUCCCCAUUAGAGCAGUGCAUAAGAGAAGAGGCAAUGUCAGAUGUGUCAAAUGAGUCCUACCAUAAUCCUGAAGAUAUCGAUGAAUGUUUGAGAGUUGAGAUUGCAGCACCUUCCUCAGAUAGUGAUACAGAUGAAAAAUGGAGAGCCAUUUUCUCCUCUUCCAUAAACAGAGAAGAUGAUGACUCAUAUUUGGAUAGUCUUCAACUGAGUGCCCAAGAACUCUUUGUCCAAAAGGUUGAGGAGACAGUUUAUAAUAAUCAAGAGAGCAGCAACUUUGAACAGGUUAUUAUUGAGGUCCCGAAAGUACCAGAAGUUCUGGAACAACCUGAGAUUGUAACUUCCUCUCCAAUGCCUCUACAAGAGGUUAAAUACAGCCCAUUCAUCCUUCAAGGUUUGUCAAAAAUAUCUGAAGAUGAGAGUGAAAGCUACAGAGAUGCCAAUCAUAACCACUCAAAACUCCAAGAGAACAACAGUUUGGACUCAAUCAAGAAGCUACCCAAAGACUUCUGUGUAAUUCAGGAGACAAAGAGUGAAAAUGUUAGUACGGAACAUGUAGACUUCCAGCUAGCUCGCAAACAAUGGCGUGAAAUGGAGGAACAAAUGAAAAAUAAGAUUGUCUUACCAACAACUAAGCAGUCAACCCUCCAAAGCAGCCUCAGCUUCAUGUAUACACCAGUCCGCAACAUUGGAAGAACUCCCAAAAAAGCGAGGGAUCUGGAGAGUUUAAACCUAGUUAUGGAUUAUUCCCACACUCAAUUCAGCCCUUGCUCAGAAGAUUCUGGCCUGGAAGAUUCCAGUUACAGGUCCCCUUCUGAUGAUGCCGAAACACCAAUUGAAAGGGAGAUUCGUGUUUCAAUGGAGAGGGAGGAAAACUUGAAAAGAGAACGGGGACUUGCCAGGAUGGGAAAAUCAAUGGAUUGUGCUCCGUCACAUAGUAUUCCUCGAUCCAAAAGUACUCUACUGACUCCAUCAUUUAUUAUAACCUCCUCACCAACAAAAGAACCAGUGAGACAUGAAGUGUCUGCAAACAGCGUCAUAAUUUUAGACCCAAGAAAUGAUUUCACCUCCAGCCCGAAAGGUGGCAAAGACAACACAUCCUCUGGGUCUGGAGAAUGGCACUCUGAGGAAAAUAGUUCCAAUCUAAUUCUCCUUGAAACCUCCAAUCUGAUCAUACGAAGUGCCUCUGAGUUCUCCCUGAACAAAGCCUGCGAAGAGCCCCAGGAAAAAAUGUUCCUCAACAACCCCUUCUUCAAACUACGUUCAAGAAGCACAAUAUCCCUGGUAGAUGAAGAGAUAAGGAUGGUGAAGCAGAGGGAGGAAGAGCUCAGGAAGGAGAGGGCCAACCUUUAUGGUAAAGACAUGUUCAACACAGAAACUGGUCUGGCAAAUCGCAUGGACACUUUGACAUUUGAUACCAUAGGUAUUGUACCAGUUAAGUGCAAGUCCUCUCCAUCAUCACCAAUGAAAACAACCCACAGGAUGGAUCGUUCUGCCUUAUCCUGUGAUCACAGGUAUCCUGAGGCCUACACUGGAGGAAGACGGAAGAGUGCCAUGGCUCUGCGCUGGGAGGCAGGCGAGUUUACAAAAAUCAACUAAAAUGGAAGAAGUUGCCAUUUUGCCAAUUCGAGGGCAACAGUUGAUGUUUUCAUUCAAGUUAGAUGCAUUUAUUAUUGUUAUUUGUUACAUGUUGGGUCAUAUCCUAAAUUUUGCUUUUGUGAUGCUUUAGAAAGCCAAUGAGAAUGUUUGGACAAGUCCAUUUUUUAACAUAAGUCCAGUUUGUACAGUGUAUCAACUGAAUUAGAGGAGGUUUUGGUUAAAGGUUGUACAUUAUUUUCACUUAACACAGUUCUGUAAUUUUCCAAUAACAUCUGAAUCAGCAGAGGUGGAAAGAGGACUAAAAUCAUUUAUUAAAAUAAUGAUUACUUGGAGAACCUAAUGUCCAACUAAUCUUCAAACAGUUUACAAAGUCAAGGGCCAACAAUCAAAUUAAACUCCCCAAACAUUUAAAACAUUUGGGGCAUAUGAUUUGUUAUUUUUGUGAGGACUAUUAUGUGGUGACCAACUUACAAUAUACAAUAUGUUCAGUGACGCACCUGGCUGCUAGUACAAAAUUCUAAAACCAUGUACUUAUAUGUUGUUUAAAGUUCCUACAAGCACACGGUCUUAAAAGGCAACGGUCUUCUUCUGUUGCAGCAACAUACGUUGGUCCUGUAAAUUAGAAUGUUGUUUAAUAUAGAAUAAAAUAAUUAGAAACAGAAAUGUACAACCUUAAAGCUCAUUUUCAAAAAGAUUGGACCAUUACUUUAAAUUCCACCUUUAAUGUCCAGCAUAAAUAAUCAGCUACUGUGCACAAAUUGCUUGUUUGCUAAUUUUCAUAAAGCAUGAAGGCAACCCUUAGCUGAUUCCUUAGACUUUGGCAAAAGUAUUUCCCAAUCAAAAAAUGCUAAUACUACAAAAAAAUUUAAUUAUUGUAAACAUUGUAUAAAAAUUAUCAGGGCUAAUUAUCAAAUAUGUUUUAUUCAUAAAUAUACUGAUACCAAUACUUUUUACUUGUAAUGUGAUGAUCAUUGAAUAAUUUUGUGAUUUUGCUGUUAGUUGAUUAUGAUAAAACACAUCAGUUUGUAUGUAGGAGUCUGCAGAGUGGUUUGCAAUGUUGCCAAAUUAGCACAUUUGUUGCUAGAUUUUCAGACCCCCAUUUGACAUUCAUUCAAAGAAAUCACCUAGCAGCAAGUCUAGCACGUUUUUGGUAAACCGUGACUGAGGUGAAUCUGUUAGCACACGCAGCAACGGGCUAGAACAGGCUGCCGAGCGGUUCUGGCAGCACGGAGUAGAACUGGCAACGAGCUGAGCAUGUGCAGAAAAAACUCUUCUCCCAGUUCUUUGUCGACUCACAGAGUUUUUGUUUAUUCUGGUGAUGAUAUAACUGUUUAAAUUUUACUAUGAGCAAAAACAUAGCAGACCAAAACAGAAAAAUAUACAGUGAUAAUAAUUAAUAAUUUAGUGCAAUAAACAAAAACAACUACUGAGUCAAAAUGUAAUUGGUACUGCAGGGUUGAAGCUUUUUAUUAGUAGAUAUAAUUUUGGCAGCUUUAGGACCGUCUUUCUUGCCUUUCUUUAUAAACAAAACCAGAAAACAAAAACAUAAUAGCCUACACUUUAAAUCAUAGUCUACAGUUUCGGAUUUCCACACUAUGAAAUAAAAAGUAUUGAUUUUUUCAUUCUAGUAUCGAUCCGAUACUCACUUUGGUAUCAAUGCUAUCAAUAUUUAGAUACACCCACCCCUAGUGGUCACUGAUGACCCUCCUAUUAUCCUCCCCAACAGUUGAGUGCAACAGGGUCACAAAAACUUCACUAAAAUUUCUGUUUUACUAAUUAUGAAAUAUUAGGUUAUUGUAGCAACCUCAAUGUGUCAACAUUCUCUAGUCUGUACUAAAACAUUCAUUUAAAAUGUUAGGUUGAGGCCAAAGCUAGUUAGCAACAGAAAUCAAGCAAGAUGGCUUUUGUAUACAAGUCGUCCGUUUCGUACCAAAUAGCGUGUUUCUGUCUCCACCGUGACUGUGGUAACGCCUGUCUUGGCUGUGGUGACUUAAAUCCUUUUCAGUGGUGACUUGAUUAUUUAUGUUUACAAUAAUUACUGUUCUAGCAUGGCUUGUAAAUUUCAUUUUUAACUAAGCAUAAAAUGUUGUGUAGGUUCAAUGUGGAGUCUGUUGAUCAUUACACAUUAAGUUGAUUUUCAUUGAGGUCAGCUUCAGUAGAAGUUUAGAGGGUCUGUACUAGUGUAGUGCAUGGAUGGAGAGCUAGCAGCAGGCGGUUAGCUUCUGCAGCCUUAGCUUCAGAACUACACAUUGGUUUACAAGUCAUCACAAACCAGAACACAAGAUUCCACAUAAUUACUUCAUUCUCCAAGUACAAAUGAAGUCAGGUCUCCACAGCAUUAAACUUUUCAUGUAUUUCAUACAUGAAAAGGCAACACAUGCUAACAAUAGGUCAAAGUACUCAUCCAAGACUAUGGAGCAGUAUUCCCAUUUUAUCCCAUGUUGUUGGAGGUGCACAUUCACAAGGCAGACAACAGUGGAAUUUCAACCAAACAAAACAGGAAAAAUCAUUGCCAUGUCAGCAGACUGCAUUCCCAGUCUUCCUUUCCACAGCUACCUUUGAACAAUGUGGACAGAAACAGAAUCAGUUUGUGGCCUCAAAACUGGGCUUCUAGUAGCAACACAUGGCAUGCACAGUAACAUUCUCCAGGCCAAAUCUGGUUGUUUAGGUCUUCGACAAUAUAAAGCAAUGUAAACACUGUAGCAAUUUACAGAAUAUUUCAUACAGUCUAUAUUACAUUGUUAAAUUUUCAUGUAAAAUAGCCAGAAUUAGUGUAGUUUAAGAUUAGACAUGUCUAUCAGCGGACCUAGACAUGCUGUUAUUUUGGUAAAUAACACAGCUAAAUUAUGUCUUUAACAAUAAAACAUCCCAAGGUCAUUUUAAAGUCUUUCCAAAAGAAGGAUAAGUGGCUUUCCAUCUCUUCCCCUCAUAAAUUAUGAUUUAUGCAUCCAUCAGAACUCUAUCAUGUGACCUUCCUGCAAUAGUGAUGUCUUGUUAACUAAAAACCUGCCCUAUCUUUCUAACAACUACUGUGUACAGCUUUAUUUCACAGGGAAGCUGUGUCAUGAUUGUGAUUGUUCGCACCUCUGCCAAUGUCCCAGGAUGCAUUGUGGGUAGUGGAUGCGUAUUUUGAUAAGUCUUGUCAUUGAGCAUUGGUUAAGCAGGAUUAAUACAACAAAAGAGGGAAUAGGCGCCACCCUAUGGUGUUGAAUAGUCUGACACCACUGUGUCUGUUGCAGGGUUCACUGUCAUCAUAUUAGAAGAUGAAUCUCCAGCUUUCUUGUGAUUUCAGUUCAUUAUAAUCUGCCACUCAGUUUCUGUGUGUGGAGCCCCCCUAUUAUACUUUAUAAUAAUGUAAUAUGAUUUUAAAUAUCACUAUGUCCAAGAUUUAAAAUGACUAGGCUGAAAGCAAACUGAUGCAUUAGAGAGUAGCUAAUCCUAAACCUCCAGUGGAAUUCAAGUGAGUUAGAGUGAAGUGAGUAGUUCUCUUCCUUCUCUGUAAAUCAGUAGACAUAGCUGGAAAGCUCUCUCUCUCACUCACUCUCUCUCUCUCUCUCUCUCUCUCUCUAUAUAUAUAUAUAUAUAUAUAUAUAUAUAUAUAUAUUUAUAUACACAUUCCAAACAUGAAUUUUCCAGUCUGUUUAGGGUUUUACUCUUAGAGCAUAAUAACAAAAACUAGUCAUAAAAACUAGUCACUUUAAAAAGGAUAAGAGUGCUAAGCUUGUGUGAUGGAAAACAUUUCCUAACAGCAUAUCCCAGUGCGAUCUCUGUUAUCUCUUGCCUGCUAAUAGUCAGAAAACCUAAAAAGGUUUAAACCAGCACUGAAAUGAGGAAACACAGGCUAAAAUAAAUAUUAUAAUAUAAAUAAAUAUAUAGUGAAGUGAGUUCUUGAUUGCUGUGAUGAAACUGUGCAGCAGGCACCAAUCUGAAAACAUUUUGUGUUUUGUGUCUCUUGCAUUGAGCUUUACUUCUCUUCUAGUUUUACUCGGAUCAGGUUUACAUUUCAUGACAGUUUUUUUAAAAAGUGUAUGGAAAUUUCUCUAGAUUAAAUAUGUCUUGAUCAAUGGAGGAUGAUUUGGUGUUUGUUAAUGUAAUCCUCAGGUGAAAAGGUUUCAGCAAUAAGCUUGCAGAAACAUUUGUUGCUUCUCAUCAGUCUGGGUGGGGUUAGGGAGAACUUCAUUGCAGAGGAAGGAUUGCCAAGAGAAAGCCUCUUCUCUCAAAAACAAUACAGCAGUGCACCUGGGGCUUGUAGCUUUGCAUUUGAAUGAACCACAACACAAAGUAAAGAUGUUUUACCAUAAAUCCAGCACUUUAUUCGGCAAAAAGUAUGAAAAAUAGGCUCCUGUUGCAACUACAUGACCUGAGAACCUUGCAGUCACUGAAUGGCCCAUGAACACCUCUUCAGACUGUAUUUUUGAGUCAAGUGGCUGAGCCUGUCUGCAUGGUAGCGCAGUUGGUAGCACUGCUGCUUUGCGGCAAGAAGGUCCUGGGUUUGACUCCCAGCUGGGAGGUCUUUCUGCAUGGAGUUUGCAUGUUCUCCCCAUGCAUGCGUGGGUUCUUUCUGGGUACUCCAACUUUCCCCCCUCAGUCCAAAAACAUGACUGUUAGCUCAAUUGGUCUGAGGUGUGAACCCUGUCUCUUGCCCGUAGGCUGCUGGAGCUAGGCACCAGCUCCCCCUGUAUGCAAGAAGUGGGUAUGGAAAAUGUAUGGAUGUGGUUAUGGAAAAUCGAGGUGUUGCAAUGACCGCGGUCCAUCUGGUUAAAAUGCUGUGCUGGGACCAAGAGAGUAGAUAAUACCCACAAACCUCAAUGACUAGAAGCAAUGUUGUUUAGAAGAGUAGGUUAAAAUACCCUCACAAUGCUAUAAAGGACUGAUCCAGGUUUACACAUCCUACUUCAAGUAACUGCUUAAGGCUGCUCUACAGACUCCAUGUGUCUUGGGUUGUCCUUAGUUUUCUUCAUGACAGAUUUGAAACUGCCUUUUCUUUUCCUCUGCUGUAUUUUACCACUAACAGAGAAUCUGAGACUGGAAACAUUUGCUGGCUUUUGCUGAGAUUCUGAAUGUAUCUAAAUGUAAUGUAGAUUUAUUCUUGCUAAGCUCAGUUUUGAAAAUAUAUUUUGGUGUCACUAUCUGUAUUGAUAAAGAAAAUGCUACGUUAUGUUGCUCACUCUAUAUUAUAUGUAUUUUUGUACAAUGCUUCAGCUGGGCGGACAUAAGGAACAUAAAGUGCAAAAUGUUUGGAGUCUAAAAAAUCUAUAGAAGAGAUAGACAUUUAAAAAAGAUCUUUAUAAGAACAGUUCUGUUAAGCUUAAUUUAAAGGACAAAUUUACAAUAAAGGUCACUUUAAAGGAGUUUACUGAGAAAGUAAAGAAGUUACCGAGUGCAGAGCACUUCAUUUUAAACGCAGUUCAGUUUAGUAUAGUUAAAUUCAAAAAAAUAGUUUCUUACUUAAGGAAAAUUUCCAGAUGGGAUGAGAACAGGUCCAGCAGACCUGGAGGCAGUUUUUCUAAACCACCUGGGACAUGAAAUGACAAGGCAAAGACACAGAUACACAGAAGCACUGAUCCAUACAGGCUUUCUGUGGAAAUGAUGGAAAAACACAAAAACUGGGAGCAACAGUAGCAGAGGUAAUAAGUACAAAAGUAGAGUUGGAGAACUAAACAUGAAGCUUACUUGGAGAAGUCAGGAUAAUCUAUAAACAUCCAGAAACAUACUUAAACAGGUGUAAAAAGUGCAGAUGGUGUCGAUUGAAGUUCUGGAAUCUGUCUGAAAGCAAACUGCAAGGUUUGGAUAACAUGAGGUCAUGAUACAUUUAAUUUCAAAUCUUAUGAUAUAACUUCCAGUCAAGCACUUUCUUUUUGUUCUUCGUUCUAUAAUCUUAUUGGAAUAAUCAAGAGAGAUCAAAACAUCUAAACUCCAGCUGCACCGUUUGGUAUAUUUGGGACCUCUCAAGCAAGAAAGAAAGAAAGAUCCCAGUUUUAAUUCCGGCUCCUCCUAAAAGCGUUCCAUAAAGUCAGAGUGGGUUGUGGUCUUAACAGCUGUCUGCCCCAAAAAGAUUUGCUUUACGUUUUGUUUGUAGGCUUUAGAUGUUGAAACUGCAGCUUUUAAAUCUCAAGCAGUGCUUGUUGAUGUUUAUAAAAUGUGUGAAUAGUCCCUGUUGUGGUUUUUAGAGCUAAUUGGGAUCUUUAUGAAGAAAUAUGCAGGGACUAUUCACUGUGGAUUUCUCCUACUGUGUUUUAAAGAGAUUUGUGCAACAAUAAAUACAUUUUAUGUGAAGAA